AUUUUAGCUUUGAGUAGUGAAAGUAAUUGUUAUUAUGAUUCCCAUAUAUUUGUUUUCUUGCAAGGGAAGAGAAACAAGUAUUGGUGUUUAUUUUUCCACAUGGACAACUCGCAGAUUAUUCGAGAGGUGGUGAUUAUUACAAUCGGGGUCAUUGAGGAGGAAAAAUGGCAAUUAACCUCUGAUUUCACAAUCGACAGAAUGAUCAAUUCAUCACCAAAUCUACAAAUAUUUGUGUUCGCCCUCAGACUGUGUUUUUCUUUUCAGGCGUGCAUUUGAAUGUUUUUAUUUUGAGUUCACAGAAGUAAAGCUAGCACUUUUCAAGAGCACGGCUUCCCCGCUAGUCCCUUCAGGGUUGAGUAAAUUAUGCCAGUUGGUUAAUCAGAUUCUCCCUCACUUGCACUUCACCACCUCGUGAGAGACAGACAGUGUGGCACAGCGAAAAGGGCUACUUGUGAGUGGCUCGGAGCUCUUCUGCAUUAUGCACGUGCUAAUAAACUGCAGUGAUUCAUUUUAAAUUUGCCCCAUACCGCUCGUCCUAUUGCUUUCUACGCCUCUGAUUGCUAAAGUGCAAAAUAUAACUCAGUCUGAUUCAUCUAAUUUGUAGCAGGAAAAGGACAAAAAGAGCAAAAAAAAAUCUUUAUAAUGUUUUGUUUUCUUUUUAUGACUACAGGAAUGUGCUGCCAAAAAGAAUCAGCACUCCAUCCCUCCUCAGAAGUCCGAAUCAUGACAAAUGAAAAUUGUCAGGCUCGAGAGCGCCUGGCUGGUGCACGCCUCGUCUCAGGAAAAUCUUCCCAGUCUUCAUCAAUGAGUUUCACAGCCUCCAGGAGAUGAGGCGCACUGCUUCUCUAGUGAUGAAGGUCUUCAUACAGAGGGACUACAGCGAGGGGACCGUCUGCCGCUUCCAGACUAAGUUUCCCCCCGAACUGAACAGCAGGAUUGAGCGAAACUUGCUGGAGGAAACGGUGAAGACGCUCAACUCGUUCUACAUGGAAGCUGAAAAAAUCGGAGGCCAGUCGUACCUGGAGGGAUGUCUGGCCUGUGCGACGGCGUACAUCAUCUUUUUCUGCAUGGAGACGCGCUACGAAAAGAUUUUGAGAAAGAUUACGAGCUACAUCCAGGAUCAGAAUGAGAAAAUUUAUGCUCCGCGAGGGCUGCUGAUCACCGACCCCAUCGAAAGGGGAAUGCGAGUUUUGGAGAUCAGCGUAUUCGAGGACCGAGGCUCGAGCAGCUCCAGCCCCAGCAGCAGUGCCUCAUCGACGGCGGGCAGCGCUCGGUGACUGGAGGGCCAGCGCCAGGCUUACGGGUACCACCACGGGGCAAGCGGGACGCUCACAAACAUCCGCAUGCUGAAACACGAGAGCACCCGCUUUUGAGGGGAGAUCCACGCCGAGACCUGCAACUCGGUAACAGGAGGAAGCCACACUCCGACAGAUAUCAAAUAAUAUUUACAGUCCGACUCUAAAGCAAGAUAUUUGUUUUCCUCACUCACCAUUUGUCUCAGUCCAACUAUUCAUUUUAUUUCCCAUGAGUCCAUCUUUGACUUAUAGCUGAGUCAGCAAGCUCACACUUGAUUAGUGUCAACAUGUAAUUGGCUGAGAAAGGCAGGCAGUGUUUAUAUGGUGAUGCACUGUCAAGGCUGUUGCAGCAAUUCCCUUAAUCAGGGUUGGAAAACUACCACUCACUCUUCUCCAGUCUAUUAGCGCUGCUAUGCUAAAUAUAUUCAGCCUCAUCAACUAGCAGCGCUUUUAGUAUUAGCAUUAUGCUUCUCAUGUACACUAGUGAAUAGUGUCAAUAUUGAGACAAAAUAUGUGAAAAUAAAUGUGUCAAAAUGUCAGCUGAAUACUCUAAUACUCGGCUGAAUCAUUUUUGCAUAUUGAAUUUUAUUUCUUGGCUAAUGCCAUGAAAUUAGAACUUAAGUUAUUCCGCAUUUCUACACCCACACUGCACCCCGACGCAAAUCAAAAAUAUCUCAGAUAUUCUCAGAAAUUCAAGCUGGGAUAAAGUCGUGUACGGUUAUGCGUGGAUUCAGCUGCAGAUAUUUUUACCGGCCUGGGCCACAGUUGCUAUUCUCUGAGGUUUAAUACAAGCUCUAUAAAAAAUGCUUGUUCUUUUAGUUGUAUAGACCUGCGUCCCAGUGCGACCUCAUGCAAUCAAGUAAAAUAAACACAUUGGUAUAAAAGUAGAAGUGUCUGAUACAUAUUGACAUAGCUAAUCUAAAUUGUCAAAUUUAAACCAUAUUUUGCACGUGGGCAAUGACUUGCUUGUUGGUGGAUUUGAGGGUAGCAUUUCCAUGUUAUCCAGGAAAACACAGUUCUAGCGCCCUCUAGGGUAAGACUACUGCCACGGUUAACUCCAUUGUUAUGUUUCUGUCUUCGAGCCUUCCCAUGUAUUGUUUGAACUCAUCUUCUUAUGCCUCAGUAACUUACCAAAUUAGAAAUAUAACAAUAGUACCUGCAUGGUCAAGUUGCGCAAGUGUGCAUCCUCCUGAGCUUUUGAUGCCUUCAUGUUUCAUCCCAGUGGUGCCCAACCUGGUGCUGACGGACUGAGCCAUUUCAAAUGACUUUUGCUGCCAGUGAGCCACAAACUCACUUUAUAGACAAUGUAGUAUAUUAAAAAAAAAAAAAAGGCAGCAUAUGUGAGAAAACUCUGCUGCACGUGCUUGUUAAUACUGAUUUACAAAGAAGACUGUACAAAAAGUAUAUGCUUGAAAAUUAUAUAAUUUAUACUAAUGUAUAGUGAUUGGUAGAUUUUAUACAAUAUAUAGUAAUUUGUAUUUUUUGUACAUGUAUGUUGAUUCACUUUAUCAACUGUCUAAUAACAAUCUUGUCACCAUCGUAUAUUAACAAUAAUACUGUAUGUGAGCAUGUGAACCUUAAUAGUUUUUUUUGCAUCGCACCUCUUAAAUUUUCUACAAUGAUACAUAUUUAUUCUCAAAAAUUCAUUAUUUUCUCAUAUAGUAGUUCUAAAUUUUAUUUUAUUACAAAUUUCCUAUAGUUUCAUUGCAUUUGUUUAUUGUGCUAUAUUGCUGUAUAUUUUAAAAAUCUAUAUUUUUAUAGUACUACAAGUACUAUUCAUAAUACAGUAUCAAGUAAAGUAACACAAUAAAAUUGCCACGAAUAAGGUGCUUGGUAAAAAAUAAUGUAUAGUAAUCAAUUAAAUAAUAUGUAAGUGUUAUUUUAAGGCGUCUAACCAUUCUUUUGUCCGAAAUUGUCUUAUGUUCAAAAUCCAAACGCACCUUUACAUAUGCUGUAAUUGCUCGGUGAGUGUGUGUAUAGAGGUAUGUGUAGGUAACACAAACACAUCAUCAGCUGUUCAUACAUCACUUUUUUUUUUUUAACCAAGGGGGAUGGUUGCACAUCCCUCAUUUGAAGAAAAAAAAAAAAAAAAGUGUAUAUGUGAGGGGAAAAAAGAGUGUCACUUUUCUUUGAACACAGGCAUGCUGAUAUGUGGCCAGUAGAUUUUAGCGCAGUGGCUUCUGAUAAAUGAAGACAAGCAAAGCCAGUGGAGAUUCAUUGGGACGUGAAUGUGUUCUAAUGCAGCAGAGAACCUCGCUCGAUCACACUCUCCAUUAACCUCUGUGCCAAAACACGCAUAAUGCCUGUGUGCCAAGUAAUGAUAUAUAGUCCACUUACAUGUACAUUCCCACAUUUGUUUAUCUUGAUACUGUAUUGGAGCGUCACUAUUUGGCCAUCACGUUCACUAUUAUAUAUGAAUAAUGCAUAUUGUGCUAUUUCUAUUGAGGUCCUUUUUGUACAAUGUCUUCCUGAAGUUAUAAAUGAUGAGGCGUUGAAAGUCAUUUGGAAGAUAUUGACUCAGGCAGACAAAGGGUGAAUUGAUGAGUCGUGCUGCAGGGUUUAACAAAAGAUGAAAAACGAGGGUGGGGGGGGGUGGUACAGCAUUUGCUCUUACUGAAAUUCCUGGUGUGUAAUUAAAGAUGAUUUGCAUAUCAAAACUUGUGGGUUUUCAAAUUGCAGCUUCAAGAGAGACAUGGAGCUGCCGCUCUGUAGCGAUAGUUCCAAAAUGAAUCCACUCGGAGGUCAUUUGAGUUCCAGGUUGGACAUGUACACAGGCGUGCUCACGCACUUGCACAUCAGUGGCUACAAAAUCGGCUUAUUUGCGGUUUGGGUCGCUCCAAUCAUUUACUGUCAGUGAGUGGGAAGAAAGUCCGCUUGCCGACCAACUAAUUUUGUCAUCUCGCUCCAAAUCCUGAUUCAAACAUCUGGCUCUUGAAUUGUUAAGUAUUCCAAUAUGUUUCAAGUUAGUGCAUGUGAAAAUGUGUUUCUGUCUGAAAUAUCACUUUUUAAAUGUUUGCAUAAUACUGGAGCAAUAUUUAUAUCUAGUGAUCACUUUAGUUAGUUAAACAUAAUUACAGUCAGAGUAAUAAAUGGUUGAACUGAUACCUUAACAAUGUUAAAUUUGACUUUGAAAUUUCAUAAAAAAGAAAACUGAUGAUUCUUUUUAAUUAUGUAUAACCUGAUUGAUUGGCGAACAAUCCAAAAGCCAAAAGAAGUGUAUGAAUGAAAAGAAAAACUAGAAUGUCAGACAAUCAAUCCAUUUAGUAUUUUAUUUGUAUGUUUCUAUAUUCCAUCUUUUUUUACAGGUAUCUAUUUGAAUAAUACUGACACAAGGCACUUUGUGAAUAAAUGGAUAAAAUCGUGGCAAUAUUA
This is a messenger RNA of Syngnathus acus (greater pipefish), 4667 nucleotides long. It is a transcript of the gene golga7bb, whose product is annotated as golgin A7 family, member Bb. Bases 828 to 1277 code for a protein of 149 amino acids. NCBI's taxonomy places the organism in Eukaryota, Metazoa, Chordata, Actinopteri, Syngnathiformes, Syngnathidae. The record is from RefSeq and is a predicted model, not a curated record. Gene Ontology annotation, biological process: peptidyl-L-cysteine S-palmitoylation; protein targeting to membrane. Gene Ontology annotation, cellular component: palmitoyltransferase complex. The transcript is spliced from 6 exons.